This is a messenger RNA of Sinocyclocheilus anshuiensis, 1575 nucleotides long. RefSeq lists its product as uncharacterized. The transcript is spliced from 4 exons. The record is from RefSeq and is a predicted model, not a curated record. Bases 1 to 1575 code for a protein of 524 amino acids. NCBI's taxonomy places the organism in Eukaryota, Metazoa, Chordata, Actinopteri, Cypriniformes, Cyprinidae.
AUGCAUUUCUGUCCCGUGAGACGCUUCAGAGGCCACACAGGACCUGUCAGAACAGCAGGCUCAAUGGCAUGGAACUCCAUAGUGAAACAAAGACUGCAGCUCCAAGUCACAAACCAGAGAGGGGUCACACCUCUUAAAACAUUUCCAAUACAUCAACAUGGAUCAUCUUCUCCAAACACUGGUGCCUAUAGCAACAGCAUGCUUCAGGGGAGGUCCCUUAGAGAUUCAAGAAACCUCUCUGAAAAAAACACCAGGAAAUCAUUCACAAUCAAAAAAGCUCUGCUCAUAGCAUGUGGAGUGCGAUGUGUCCUGUCACCACGACCCUCCAACUGCUCCACAUCACAUUCACCACCCCAUAAAGAUGAGAAAGACAGAUCUCAUUCCAUCUCUGCAAGAGGACAGGAAUACAGUAGAGACUGUGUUGAAACAGAGGGUGAACUGAAGGUAAGGGAUGCAUUCACUGCGAUAAAAAAAACUGAGGAGAGAGAGAGAGCGAGAGCGGGAAGCAGUACACACAGACAGAGAGUCCUGCUGGAUUCAAGCCACCGGCCUUUCACUGUCCCACUGGAUAAUCAGAUGGGAUGUCGAGCACUAAGCACACCAGAAACUCCCAUAUGCAAGAUUAUCUGGAGAAGAAAAGAUGAACAAAAUGUCCUUCAAGAUAGACCUCAACAUUCUAAUGAAGAGCAGAGUCCCAAUCUAACCCCAUUACUACAUCUCUACCUGCCUUCAUCAUAUCAGCCGCAGGAGCAGGGAGAAGAUACAGCACCGGGACAGGAAAAUAGCAGCUCAGAGGUACAUGAGAAGCAAGACAUUACAGAGGAACUCAGAGAGCGUGACAUCACCAUGGAGAGCCAAAAACAAGACAUCACCAUCAAUAAAACAGAAGAUGAAGGACAAAAUUAUUUCACAGAUGGCAUACGAUAUGACAUUACAGAUACCUGGCAGAAUGACAUACAGAAAGAUACUCCUGAGGAAACUUUUGAGACUGACAUGACUGAGGGAAAACAUCCACAAGACAUCACAGAUGACAACAGACAACAUGAAAUCAUGGGAAAUCAAUGUGACACUGACAAAUCUUUUAAUAUCAUAGAAGACAAACAAGCAUAUGACAUUACAGAGAAGACUGAAGGAACAGAUGGCAUAUAUCGGAGAACCAGAUCAAACAGAAGUUCACACAAAGCAUCUGAUGCCAAACUCAUAGUCAAAACACGUUAUCCGGCCACAGCUACAGCGCUAACGUUCCCGUCUCCCUCUCCCACUCUUAGCGUCCUGCCAUUGUUUUAUGGAACUUCAUUUGGCUAUCGCAUCAGAACGACAUCUGAGCCCUGCCGAUCCAAAACAAGGACCAGAAAAGCCUGUGAUGAUGACAACAGAUUUACACAGCCCAUGAAUGACAUGCGACAUUCCAUAGAAAUAAAAGGAAACCCCUGCUUACUACAAACAAGGGCUGGAGCGCCAGUCAGCCCCCACCCCAAAAUAAUGAGCACUGAGAGGGGGUCCCAGCCUCAUAAGAUGAAACCCACCAAGAUGUUUUUGUGGGGCCCAGAGGGGCCCCGAGAGACUAGUGUGUGA